Messenger RNA from Mycena indigotica, 1158 nucleotides. Its product is annotated as SF3b1 domain-containing protein. The record is from RefSeq and is a predicted model, not a curated record. Lineage: Eukaryota; Fungi; Basidiomycota; Agaricomycetes; Agaricales; Mycenaceae. Gene Ontology annotation, cellular component: U2-type prespliceosome; catalytic step 2 spliceosome; U12-type spliceosomal complex. The transcript is spliced from 7 exons. Gene Ontology annotation, molecular function: mRNA binding. Gene Ontology annotation, biological process: spliceosomal complex assembly. The coding region runs from base 1 to 1158 and encodes 385 amino acids.
AUGACGCAGUCUCCAUACCAAGAGCCACAAACUCGGACAUCAAGCAAAACCAAAACCCACAAAAGACACGUCGAGGCAGCCCCAGAAUCUCGGACCAGUCAACGUAGCCGUCGCGAUCUCAGGCUGGCGGCCCCUCAGCCUCUCCAGCUUGAGAAGAGCAAUGGGAAGACUGAGAUCAAGAACGCGUUUACAAAACUCUCGACGAAAACACUCUUGGCCUUUCCGCCCACAACCAGGACCAGCAUUUUCACCAGCCUGUUGCCUUACGGCCAAUAUUAUGUUUCCGCCACGGACCUCCUAUAUGCGUCUUUCCAACCCCUCAGAUCAACCUUCAAAACGAUCUUCAUCUACUCCGAGUUCUCAGACGAGUAUGCUCGUCCAGAAUCGAUAAUCCUCACCGUCCUACCUGUUCCACCGCCUCAAGUCCGACCCAGUACUGCUGUCGAUGCUAGCGCCAUGAGGAUGGAUGACUUCGUAAUAGUCCGACAGCGUGCCCUGGUGCUCAAUGUCGUAGAGAAUCUCGGCGCAUCUGACAUUGACGAGCGUUUGGAGAGCAGACGACGGAAGAACAUGCUGGAUGGCUUCUGUACCGCCGUCAAUGCUCUCGGCAUUCGCGUCAAACCGCACCUCACCCAAAUUGUCUCCACCAUCCGCUGGCGCUUGAACAACAAGAGUGCCCAAGUCCGUCAACAAGCUGCUGAUCUCACAACUCGUCUUGUCAUUGUCAUCAAUCAGAGCGGCGAGGACCAGUUGCUGAGCAAACUCGGGCUUGUGCUUUUCGAACAAUUGGGUGAGGAGUAUCCUGACACUCUUCGCUCCAUUACCGCGGCCGAGGGAGCGAUUGCCAAUGCUGUCGGUAUGACCCGAAUGAACCCACCUGUCAAUGAUCUUCUUCACCGCAUGACACCAAAUCUUCGCAACAGACACAAAACAGUGCAAGAAGCUUCGAUUAACUUGAUUCGUCGUAUCGGGCUGAGUUCGUGCCUGGAUGAGCAUCUGCUUCGAGUUGCUGGAUCUCCUCGUGGCCCACAAAAAGGCAUUCGUCGAGCAGCCUCAAAACAGGCGAAUGCUUUCCUUCAAUAUGGAUGGGCUGUAGAACGUCAUCUGAAGGACGGCGACUUUGUUCCCUUCAACCGCCAGUCUAGUCUGCACAAAUGA